AAAACUUCAAAAUUUUGUAUACAAAAAAUUAGAAAAAAAAAUUAAUAAAUAAAUAAAUGAAGGAAAAUUUUAAUCGCAACCGAUUUAUGAGAUUUGCGGAUAAUUGAAUCUGAAAAGUCAUAUAAAACUUGUAAACGAUAGAAAUUAUUUGAAAUUAAUUAAUUAAUUAAUCGUGAAGUGUUGGGAAGAAGUUUUCAUAAUUUAUUGAGGUUUUGUCAAUGAGUUGAUCGCACUGCUUUACGGUUUAUGACAAGCACUUAGAAAGUUCAAGUUCCUAUACAUCAUCCGACCCUUUAUAAUAAUAUGACAAAUUAUAAUCCAAAUUGUGGCUUUUACGAGGAUUACGGUAGCAGCGGUUAUUAUACCGCAGCGAAUAAUAUCUACCAACAGGAUUAUUGUAUGCAACAGGAUUACAAUGAAUAUAAUAAACAUGUUUAUGAUCUUUUUGAUGCCAAAAUACCAUCGUCGCAAAGAUCUUCCGGCUUUCAUAUAUCGGACAUUUUGAAUUUAGAAGGAUCGGAACUAAAGAACGGUGUUGGUAACGCGCAAAACAGUGAUAUAACAAGUAUAAAUUCUAGUCAUACCACCUCUCAUCAUGCCAACGCCAUCAGCAAUCAUUUAACAUCGGUAACCAGUCUUAAUGACAAUCCUACGCAUACUUCUGCUCUGUCAGCGACGAGUGUAUCAAGUCAACCACCGCACAUCACUAAUUUAGAUCAGAAUAACGCACCCGCUUCCACAUCAAAUAUUGUGACAGCUACAGCUCAGGCUCAGGCUCAGGCUCAGGCCGCAGCACACCUCAUAGCCACCCAUAAUGCUGCCGCAGCAGUGGCUGCUGCCGGUCAAUAUUUACCAAAAAAUUUCACCAAUGGUUUUAAUGAUGACAUGUCCUCAUACCAUCACAUGGCUCAUACGAUGCUAACACAUACUGGACGAGGAUCAACAUGGAUCAAGGAGAAUGAUAUAUAUGGAAUUCAACAAUCCGCCAGUCCCGAUAGUACUUCGCCGGUAAAUUCUGAAGUCUCAUACACAUAUAUCGGCUCCAAUUGCCAAACUUCACCGGCGCUAUCAGGCGAUUAUAAAUCGUACAGUCGUUCGGCAGAUAGUGAUGCUUUGUCUGUGGGUGGCGGCGAUAAUUCAAAUGUACAUACGAUGCAUACGCAACAUGCUCAAGGUUUGUUAAAUAAAGGUCAUAAUGAUAACGGGGCUUUAAAUUCCGCCAACGCCCAAGACGAUAGCCUAUUGGAAGACGGCAUUGAAGAGGAAAUCGAAGAUGAUAAUGAUCAAGAUGGUUGCAAUGGCAAUGGUGCGGGCAGUAGUGGUGGUGUGGGGCCGGACGGUAUGCCUACGAAAAAGCGCAAACGUCGCGUAUUAUUUACCAAAGCCCAGACCUAUGAAUUAGAAAGACGUUUUCGCCAGCAACGUUAUCUAUCCGCACCCGAGAGAGAACAUUUAGCCAGUCUGAUACGUUUGACACCGACCCAAGUGAAGAUAUGGUUUCAAAAUCAUCGUUAUAAGACGAAGCGGGCACAAAACGAAAAGGGAGUUUACGAACAACAUCCCGCUUUGCAUGGUCAUCCGCAUCAUCCAUCGGCGUUACCGUCACCAAGACGUGUAGCGGUGCCGGUAUUAGUGCGUAACGGUAAGCCCUGUUUAAGCGAUGGCUCUAAAGUACCCCAAGAUUGUGUGUCGGCUUCUAUGCAAAAUGCGGCAGCACACCAUUUAGUUCUGGCUAAUGGGGCGGCUGCCUAUCAACAUGCCGCAGCAGCGGCAGCAGCUGGCUUGCAUGCCGCCCAUCCGCAUCAAAGAGCCUGGUGGCAUUAGCUGUAAUUAGAUGCCGAUGUAUAACAAAAAUUUCGACAUCGAAGUGGAAUAUAUUAAAGUUCGAGAGUUAUAAGGCAAUCUCCCGAAAAGCUUUCUACCGGUGAGGUUAUUAAGUUUCAAUAAGCAAAAUUAUUUGAAUUUUAAAAAAAAAGAAAAUCAAUAAUGUACUUA
This is a messenger RNA of Glossina fuscipes, 1995 nucleotides long. It is a transcript of the gene vnd, whose product is annotated as homeobox protein vnd. The transcript is spliced from 4 exons. Gene Ontology annotation, cellular component: nucleus. Lineage: Eukaryota; Metazoa; Arthropoda; Insecta; Diptera; Glossinidae. Gene Ontology annotation, biological process: regulation of transcription by RNA polymerase II; cell differentiation. Bases 304 to 1824 code for a protein of 506 amino acids. The record is from RefSeq and is a predicted model, not a curated record. Gene Ontology annotation, molecular function: DNA-binding transcription factor activity, RNA polymerase II-specific; RNA polymerase II cis-regulatory region sequence-specific DNA binding.